Molecule: messenger RNA, 1455 nt
Organism: Linnemannia hyalina
Lineage: Eukaryota; Fungi; Mortierellomycota; Mortierellomycetes; Mortierellales; Mortierellaceae
Source: the annotation of a GenBank genome assembly
AUGGCGACUGGCAAGUUCAACCUCGCGAACAUCUCCGACACAGACGUCGUCAGUCUUGAAGAAAAGCAGACCCCUCAACAGACCGUGCGACCUCUUAAAAGGACAGAAGUUUGGGCAUGGUACAUCCAAAGUUCAACCUUCUGUGGGUACGGAUGGAUUUCAGCAUUCAUGUUGGUCCCAGUACUAAUCCAGGACAUGGCCUCAAAGUACGGCGUUGAAGUCUCUGACCACUCGAUCCCAUGCGACACCACGGUCGCGGCCUUCAAGUGUGUGACCAAUGUCUUUGGAUACUAUGUCGACCCGGGUGCCUUCUCCCUCUACAUCUCUUCCCUGGGCUCUAUUCUGUCCUUCUUUGUCUCUCUCUCCAUCUCUGCAGUGGCAGAUCAUGGCUUACUAUCACCCAUCGGCUGGAUCUGCUACAACAUCUGUAGUGUCUUUGCACACUCCUUCUUACCCGUCUAUGGACGAGUUCACCCAGACGUCCUUGAAGCAGUCGCUCGUGGGGAGAGCAAGAGCGUUAUCAGGAAACUGGAAGAACAGGUCAUCAAUGAUAUCUCGGCGUUUGGAUUCACCUUUGCCAAUCUCGGGACGAUCUUGAUCUAUGGAGUCUGUAUUGGAUUGUCGAUUCUUCUGCAUGGGAGUUAUAUGAGUCUGGAGAUUGCGAUUGCGUUUACAGGAGUAUGGUGGUUGAUGUGGAUAGUGAUCGCUGCGCCUUGGUUGGAUGCUCGGCCGGGCCCUCCUAUGCCCAAGGGACAGAACUGGGUUGUCUACAGCUGGAAAAAGACUUUCAAGACGGUAGCAGCUGUCCGUAAACUACCUGAGAUCUUCAAGUUCAUCGUCGCCUGGUUCAUCCUCUCCGACGGGAUUAACACCAUCACCGCGAUCCUCUUCGUCAUCCUCUACCGAGACCUCGCCUUCUCCCAUUUAUCAUCCCUCUACGUCUCCGCCCUCCUUGCCCUUACCGCCUGCACAGGCUCUUAUGUAUUCAUGCUGAUCCGCAGGAUGUGGAAACUGAGUACCAUGACCAUGAACAUGAUCUGUCUUGCACUUUAUAUCGUUGAGCUGGUCUACUUGGUGGGCGCGCCUUAUUUCACGACGAGCUUUGGGUUGAGGAAUGUCUGGGAGGGGUGGUUCUUUAUGGGGUACAAUGGGUUUAUUAUUAGUACCUUUUUCGGAUCUUCAAGAGUGAUGCUUUCGGAGUUGUGUCCUCCUGGCGAUGAGAGUGAGUGGUUCUCCCUCUACCUCUUGGCUGACAAAGGGUCAUCCUGGGUGGGUCCAUUUAUCUCAGGAGCGAUCUUCACGGUGACGGGCGAUUAUCGGAGAGCAUUCUGGUUCCCCUUGGCAUUGACGGUAGCAGGAACAGGGCUUCUGGGGAUGAUCAACAUGGACCGUGGGAAGGACCAGGCAGAACAGUUUGCACUCGAAAGGGAUGCUGCCUCUCCACAAGAACAUUAG